AUGAGUGAUAGAGUGUUAUUGAAGAUGUAUUAUUUUGGUCAGAUUUUGUUACAAACAUCUGAAGGAGUAACAUUUGUUUGUGAAAAUCCGUUAGAUUUGGUGAUUCCUUUUACAAUCUCAUUUGAGGAGCUCAAAGGUGUGAUCUGUGAGAAGAUUCAUUCUGAGAGGGCAAGAAGGAUAUCAUGUAUUCUAUACAGAAAUCCUAUUCAAGUGUUUGGUGGAUUCGUCCAGUUUCAAACCAAAUAUGUAACGGACGAAGCGAGCAUGCAAGAUAUGUUUUCCAUGUAUAUUGAACAUCGGAGUCAACUCUCGUUCAUCGAGUUGUAUGUUGAGUUUGAGCAAUUUGAGGCCGAUCGGAAUAUUCUACGGGAGGAUUACAAUAGUGACAGUGAAGAAGAGUUCGAAAGCAACUACGAAGUUGUUGGUCCAGAUGGAGAUGAGGUUCAAGGUGACGGAGCUAUGGCUCCGGAUGUGUCUGAUGUGGCAACUGCACUGGCAAACGAUGUGCCGUACAUAAUUCUCAAAAUUCCUUUUCUUGCAGAUGGUGAAUUUGCCGUUGGGAUGGAAUUCAGUUCAAGGGAAGCUGUUAUUAAAGCGAUAAAAGAGUAUACUAUACGAAGAAGCGUAGAUUACCGGGUGUAUGAGUCUGAGCCGUUGACAUUUUAUGCGAAGUGUACACAGUAUGGGUCUAGGUGUGAUUGGCUUAUCCGGGUUAGCAUGAUCAGCCGGAAGUACUGUUGGGUUAUAAGGAGGUAUAAUGGCAGUCACACAUGUACCAGAGCCACAAUUUCUCAGGAUCAUUCAAAGCUGGAUUCGACUACGAUUGCAGAAGCAAUUAAGCCGUUGGUUGAGGCUGACCCCGCCUUAAAGGUAAAAUCAGUUAUAGCAGAGGUGCAAUCGAAGUUCAACUACACUCCGUCGGCUGUUGUUCAUUUUGAGACUAUGCCUGCAUACCAAGGCGAUGACUUGGUGACUGAUAUUCGGGUAUUGCAUCGUGUCUUUUGGAGUUAUUACCCCUGCAUUAGAGCUUUCAGACAUUGUAAGCCAGUUGUCCAGGUGGAUGGGACUCACUUGUACGAAAAGUACAAGGGUUGUCUACUAGUGGCAGUGUCACAGGAUGGUAACAACAAUAUCGUACCAAUUGCGUUUGCAAUUGUGGAGGGAGAGACUUCAGAUGCGUGGCACAUUUUUCUGAGUAACCUUCGUCAGCAUGUUGUCACUCGGGAUGGUGUGGGACUGAUAUCCGACCGUCACGAAUCCAUAAAUGCAGCUGUGGAAAGGAGUAAUGGGGCUUGGUCACCUCCGAGAGCCUUUCAUAUGUUUUGCAUCAGGCAUAUAGAGUCGAAUUUUCUGAGAAAAUUUAAGGUGCCGUACUUGCAGAAACUGGUCGUCAACAUAGGAUAUUCGAGGACGGUGUGGGAGUACGAGGUGCGUUACCAACGUUUACGAGAACGGGGGGAAGCCUACACUGACUGGUUAAACCGAAUCCCCUGGGAACAGUACGCGUUGGCAUUUGAUGGUGGAUAUCGAUGGGGUCAUAUGACAACAAAUCUUGUGGAAUGCAUCAAUUCAGUCUUGAAGGGCGCACGCAAUCUCCCCGUGACUGCCCUUGUGAAGGUAACAUUCUACAGGCUGAACGAGUUGUUUACCCGAAAAAGAGCGAAAGCAGAAGCCCGGAUUAAUGCUGGCCAUGUGUUUUCUAAUGUCGUGACCUCGAAGUUGCAUGCAAACCAACUUGCAUCAGGAAACAUUCAGGUUAGUUGCUUUGACCGGCAGAAUGAGGUCUUUGAGGUGCGUGAGAUGCCAAGUGGACUGGAGUUUGCAGUAGACCUACGUGGCCUUCGAUGUGACUGUGGUGAGUUUCAGGUGGACCGGAUCCCCUGUCGACAUGUGUUUGCAUGUUGUGCCAACCAGCGACUGGAUUGGCAAGUGUAUGUUCAUGAUGUGUAUAAGAUGGACCAAGUUAGGCGGGUGUACCGAGCAAGGUUUAGGCCACUAGGUAACCCCACUACAUGGCCUGCUUACAACGGACCUCGGUUCAUCCCAAAUCCGUUCCUGAGACGCGUCGGGAAAGGUCGGCCGAAAAUGACGCGCUUCUUGAAUGAGAUGGACACGCGAAUGUUACGUCGGCCUAGGCGAUGUACGAUAUGUGGAGCUGAGGGACACAGUCGUGGCAGAUGCCAUCAGCAGGGUGGUGCAAAUGCCAACUGA
Messenger RNA from Arachis ipaensis, 2211 nucleotides. NCBI's taxonomy places the organism in Eukaryota, Viridiplantae, Streptophyta, Magnoliopsida, Fabales, Fabaceae. The record is from RefSeq and is a predicted model, not a curated record.